AUGAGUACGGCAAUGCAUUCUAGGACCGCCCCUCAUCCGGCCAUGAGUACGGCAAUGCAUUCUAGGACCGCCGCUCAACCGGAUAAGACUACGCCAACGGAUUCUGGGACCGCCCCUCAACCGGCUAAGAGUACGACCACGUAUUCCGGGACUUCUAAACCGGAUAAGACUACGGCAACGGAUUCUGGGACCACCCCUCAACCGGCCAUGAGUACGGCAAUGCAUUCUAGGACCGCCCCUCAACCGGAUAAGACUACGUCAACGGAUUCUGGGACCGCCCCUCAACCGGCUAAGAGUACGGCCACGUAUUCCGGGACUUCUCAACCGGCUAAUAGUACGGCCACGUAUUCCGGGACUUCUCAACCGGAUAAGACUACGGCCACGGAUUCUGGGACCGCCCCUCAACCGGCUAAGAGUACGGCCACGUAUUCCGGGACUUCUCAACCGGAUAAGACUACGGCAACGGAUUCUGGGACCGCCCCUCAACCGGCCAUGAGUGCAGAUUGGAAUUUAUGUGUUUAUUAA
Adelges cooleyi (spruce gall adelgid) is the source of this 525-nucleotide messenger RNA. RefSeq names its product mucin-13-like. Bases 1 to 525 code for a protein of 174 amino acids. The record is from RefSeq and is a predicted model, not a curated record. Lineage: Eukaryota; Metazoa; Arthropoda; Insecta; Hemiptera; Adelgidae. The transcript has 2 exons.